Molecule: messenger RNA, 1173 nt
Organism: Olea europaea var. sylvestris
Lineage: Eukaryota; Viridiplantae; Streptophyta; Magnoliopsida; Lamiales; Oleaceae
Product: DCN1-like protein 1
Exons: 11
Coding region: 201-977 (258 amino acids)
Biological process (GO): positive regulation of ubiquitin-protein transferase activity; protein neddylation
Cellular component (GO): ubiquitin ligase complex
Molecular function (GO): cullin family protein binding; ubiquitin-like protein binding; ubiquitin conjugating enzyme binding
Source: RefSeq, a predicted model, not a curated record
UAGGGUGUAUUUAGAGGGGGUGGAGCUGGAGAACCAAAUCCAAAUCCAAAUCCAUACACAAGAACAGUGGGCUGUGGGGAGAGAGUCGAGCGGUAUCAAUUCACCUUUCCCCAGUUUCUCUCUCAUAAUUUCCUAUUAACAGUCCAGAAAAAGUUUAUCUCAAUCUCGAAUAAUUAGAAUUUCUUCCCACGCCGCUCAAAAUGAACAAGUUGGGAAGAGGGCAGCGGGAAAAAGUUCAGCAAUUCCUGGCAAUUACGGGGUCCAGUGAAAAAGUUGCCAUUCAGGCACUGAAAGCCAGUGAAUGGAAUCUUGAAGGAGCAUUUGACUUCUUUUACAGCCAGCCACAAAUUAAAUCAGCUGAUACGAGACAUCUGGAAGAGCUUUAUAAUAAAUACAAAGAUCCAUAUGCUGAUAUGAUUUUGGUUGAUGGAAUCACUCUGCUAUGCACUGACCUUCAGGUUGAUCCUCAGGAUAUUGUCAUGUUGGUAGUCUCAUGGCAUAUGAAGGCAGCUACUAUGUGCGAAUUUUCAAAGCAGGAGUUCAUGGGCGGUUUACAAUCUCUUGGGAUAGAUUCACUGGAUAAGUUCAGAGAAAGAAUAUCAUUCAUGCGAUCUGAACUAAAAGAUGAACAAAAAUUCCGAGAGAUCUAUAACUUUGCAUUUGGAUGGGCAAAAGAGAAAGGUCAGAAGUCUUUGGCAUUGGAUACAGCAAUUGGGAUGUGGCAGUUGCUAUUUGCAGAGAAGCAGUGGCCACUAGUUGAUCAUUGGUGCCAGUUCUUGCAGGCACGACAUAACAAAGCCAUCUCACGGGACACCUGGUCCCAACUGCUGGAGUUUGCAAGGACCGUGGACCAUGCAUUUUCAAACUACGAUCCUGCAGGUGCUUGGCCAUAUCUCAUCGACGAAUUUGUUGAGUACUUGACCGAAAAUAGCAUAAUUCAAAAGGGUAAGUUGAGUGAUUGGAGCUACGAGCUUUGAGGGGUUGCUUUCCCUUGGAUCGAUGAUUAAAUCAGGAGUUGGCUUCAAAUGGAAUUGUAUACCCAUAUUUUUACUGACCAUUUUAUCGAUUUUGGAAUAAGCAAUUACUGAUUUGGUUUGUAUAAUUUAAUAGAUGCACUUGACUAUGAGUGGCAAUAUUUAUUUGUUGAAUUAGUACCUAUCCUUUUAGAAUUAA